Parastagonospora nodorum SN15 is the source of this 497-nucleotide messenger RNA. RefSeq lists its product as hypothetical. The coding region runs from base 17 to 301 and encodes 94 amino acids. The transcript is spliced from 3 exons. The record is from RefSeq and is a predicted model, not a curated record. Lineage: Eukaryota; Fungi; Ascomycota; Dothideomycetes; Pleosporales; Phaeosphaeriaceae.
CCGUACAAAUCUCACCAUGGCGUCGAAAUAUGCGUUUGGCCAAGGCCUGAAGGAGCUGCGGUUUUUGUUCUGCCAGACCAGCGAGCACAGCGCCGCGACAAGGAACUUCCUCACCCGAAGCUACCCCACCAUGAAGAAGCACAACCCCCACACACCCAUUAUGAUCCGAGAAGCGAGCGGCACCGAGCCCACCGUAUACGCAAGAUUCGACUUUGGAAAGGAGAAGAAGCUGCCACUGAAGGGACUGGACGACAAGGCCAUCGAGCAACAAGUUAGCGAACUCGUACAAUCGAAGAUCUGAGAUGGAAGUGCAAGGAUGAUAGAUACCACGGAAGCAGCCCAUUGUAGAUUUAUAUUAUGAGGAAAUUCGCGGCAGUGAACGUUGAAACACACCCAGCUGAAGUAUGCGGUGUAAUUGUGCCAAUGGAUUUUACACCCGGCAUGACCUCAGAUCAUCCUAAUCCGUGUUGCACAUGUGCGCUUCACUCUAGACUUCA